GGUGCCUAAUUACGCAUGAUUAAUGAAUUACGCACUGGAACGCCGCUGAGCCUGGUGUGUAAUUCUAGCACUAGAACAAAGAGUCGCUUGUUUCAUUAAUCCUGGGUGUGAGUGUGGGUCUGUGGAGAGGGCAGAUUGGAGGCGAUACAGCUGAACGCUGCUGAGUGUCCGCAGCGCGCAAAAGGAGUGCACAUGUGGGUCCUCUCGCCUCUCCUGCAGGGCAGCAGUGAUGUCGGAGCGCCUAUAUAAGAGCCCUCAAGAUGCCACUGAUCGGUCAUUCAGGCACUUGCUGCCAGCGGGACAUUGCCUCCGCUCACUCACACUUUCAGAGCCACGCUGUCCAAAGGCUUCACGCCACAGUUCUGUCGGAUUUUUUCUCCAGCGAGCUCGAACCAUGCGCGUCCGUCAACAAGGGUUUAAAUCCAGAAACUUUGUCAAAGAAGCUCCACAGCGCAGAGAAGUGAGCGCGACUUUUCACUAGACACUCCACGUGAAGUUUUGAGAAAAUAACAAACCGGAUUUUUUUGCGCACCCCGGGCAUGGACAAUGGAUACUUUAAGCCUCUCAGUGAACGCGGUCUCCUACACUGUGGCGGCAGAUGUCGCCCCCACUGAUGAUCCGUUCAACGGACCCAUCAGGGACAUCGCUCCAUGGAACUUCACGGUCCUGGCCGUGCUCAUGUUCGUUGUCACCUCGUUGUCUCUGAGCGAAAACUUCCUCGUCAUGUUCGUCACUUUCAAGUUCAAACAGCUCCGGCAGCCUCUGAACUACAUCAUAGUGAACCUGGCCAUCGCGGACUUUCUGGUCUCGCUCACCGGCGGACUAAUAAGUUUCCUGACGAACGCCAGAGGUUACUUCUUCCUGGGGAGGUGGGCGUGCGUCCUGGAGGGGUUUGCUGUUACUUUUUUCGGGAUCGUGGCUCUGUGGUCUCUGGCCGUCCUCUCCUUUGAGCGAUUCUUCGUGAUCUGCCGACCUCUGGGGAACAUCCGACUGCAGGCCAAGCACGCCAUCCUGGGUCUGCUGUUCGUCUGGACCUUUUCCUUCAUCUGGACCUUCCCCCCGGUGCUGGGCUGGAACAGAUACACUGUGAGCAAGAUCGGGACCACCUGCGAGCCCGACUGGUAUUCAACCAACAUGAAGGAUCACAGCUACAUCAUCACCUUCUUCACCACCUGUUUCAUUUUUCCUCUCGGGUUAAUAUUCUUCUGCUAUGGAAAACUCCUACGGAAGCUCAGGAAGGUGUCUCAUGGUCGUCUGGCCACAGCCAGGAAGCCAGACCGUCAAGUGACCCGCAUGGUGGUGGUGAUGAUUGUAGCGUUCAUGGUGGGUUGGACGCCAUAUGCAGCCUUCUCCAUACUGGUCACAGCUCAUCCAACCAUCGAACUGGACCCUCGAAUGGCCUCCAUCCCCGCCUUCUUCUCCAAAACAGCUACUGUGUACAACCCCGUCAUAUACGUCUUCAUGAACAAACAGUUCAGGAAGUGCCUCAUCCAGCUCUUCGGUGGCAUGGGGAACAUCCACGACGGCAACCUGAACCAGACCUCAGAGCGCCCUGGAAUCACCGCAGAGAGUCAAACAGGAGAAAUGUCCACCAUCGCAGCGAGAAUCCCCGUGAGUGGCACUGGAUCGGCCAGGUCUGACGAUUCUCCAACCGACUGCGGCUCAUUCGCACAGCUACCCAUCCCUGAGAACAAAGUGUGCCCCAUGUAGCCGUACACUUUUCCCUGACCUCUGACCCUCUUUUUGGUAUUUUUUAAACCAGGGCAGACGUUGGUGUCAAAACUAAGAGUCACAAAAACUGUUGAAUUGCUGCAGUAUGUUGCUUCAGCUGGCAGCCAUUGAAAAGUCUUUAAACGGCGACAAAAUAAUCCCUGUGAGGAAACGCACCUGAUUGGUACGUCCACUAAAACGUCUUGUUUUCAUCACUGCCAGGCUCAGAUCCAAUUUCCACAUACUCAUGGUGCGCUGUGGUCCAUCAGCUCCGUGCACCACGCCGCCGCACGCUGCCACUCUAGUCAAUGCUCCUGUUUGGACAGCGAGCGCCGCUAUCUGUCACUCGUACCAGCCAGCAGCACCACUGCUCCGUUUCAAAUACCGCUAUUUUCGACGGAGCUCAUUGCAAGCACGCGUCAAGCUAGACAGAAUAGACCGAGCUGGACAGGAAGUCAGACAAGGAAACAACGCACUGGUCAAUCUCAAAAUAAAACUCAUUAGUCGUGUGUAUCGCUGCGCUCCAGGAACAGAAACAGAUGCGUCGUCCGAUGGAGCAAAACCAUGAAGCGUGCGUGGAUUAUGUGGAAAUUGGCAGUAAGUGUCAGACAACAUAACAGAAA
This is a messenger RNA of Labrus mixtus (cuckoo wrasse), 2333 nucleotides long. It is a transcript of the gene valopa, whose product is annotated as vertebrate ancient long opsin a. Gene Ontology annotation, cellular component: photoreceptor outer segment; membrane. The record is from RefSeq and is a predicted model, not a curated record. The transcript is spliced from 5 exons. Lineage: Eukaryota; Metazoa; Chordata; Actinopteri; Labriformes; Labridae. The coding region runs from base 547 to 1710 and encodes 387 amino acids. Gene Ontology annotation, molecular function: G protein-coupled receptor activity. Gene Ontology annotation, biological process: visual perception; G protein-coupled receptor signaling pathway.